Meira miltonrushii is the source of this 3393-nucleotide messenger RNA. RefSeq names its product SPX-domain-containing protein. Gene Ontology annotation, cellular component: membrane. Lineage: Eukaryota; Fungi; Basidiomycota; Exobasidiomycetes; Exobasidiales; Brachybasidiaceae. The record is from RefSeq and is a predicted model, not a curated record. Gene Ontology annotation, molecular function: phosphate transmembrane transporter activity. The transcript has a single exon. The coding region runs from base 218 to 3052 and encodes 944 amino acids. Gene Ontology annotation, biological process: monoatomic anion transmembrane transport; phosphate ion transport; polyphosphate metabolic process.
CUCACAGGUCAUGAUAAGGUUUAAAUUUUACCCUAUCUUUCAUUAACACUACCACAACAAAUAAUAUUCGAAGCGAUCAACGACUUUACCAACCGAAUGGCGAAAGUACUUCAACCUGGCGUCUUAUAUUAAUAGAGUUGAGAACGAAACGGAGAGUAUCGCUCUUCAGCAACUAUCCAAACCUCAAAACCAUUCUCGGCAGGAUUCUGAAGGCAAGAUGAAGUUCUCACAUUCACUUCAAUUCAAUUCGGUCCCGGAUUGGGCUGAUAAAUACAUCAAUUACUCCAAUUUGAAAAAGACAAUCUAUCAAUUGGAACAAGAUCAAACAAGUGGUGAUGCACUGGCCGAUUCUGCAAGCGGUGCUGCUCACGAUGAUGAUAUCGAACAUGAAUCAGCUGCUCUUUUAACUUCAAGCAUGUCUACUGCUGAUGCAGUCUUUGUACCAAUGCUCGACAAAGAACUACGAAGGAUCGUAGGAUUUUAUGGCAUGAAGGAAGCGGAUUUCCAGAAAUCGCUUGCAAAAUUACGAGAGGACCUACACAGAGCUGAAAGUGAAGACGUUUUCGAUCUGGAUGAUGAAUAUUCGGAUGAAGACGCAAUGAGCGACGCAGAGGGCGGAGAGGACGUGAACGAUUCUGCUCCUACUACCUACAAAGGAACACAGAAUACCAGAACCCGGAAAGGCAGCGUGUCAGAUCUCUUUACCGAUCCUCUGCGAUACAAUGAAGCAAGUCGACAACAUAGCGAUUUGCAUGGCUGGCACUCGGGUAAACCCAAGAUGCCACGUAGACGAAGUAGCAAAGCAGUCGAUGAUCUUGUAGAUGCUGAAGUCGCAAAUCCAAGCGCUGAGCCAAGUAGUAGUCAGAACAUGGAAGCAUCGACUGCUACCAUUCCCUCGCAAUCUAGACGGCUGAGCCAAUCCUUCUUGGAUGAAGAAGGACCGCGAGCAAGAAGAAGUUCCAACGCUGCAUAUACUAAUACCCCAGCACGCAAGUGGACUUCAAUGUUCAAAAGAAGACCAUCGGAACGCAAAACCUUGGGUCUGAUCUCUGCUGGUGGCAACCCUUCCGAGAUUGGUCGAUCGGCUGAAAGUGAAGCAGGUGCCAGUAGCAACUUUGGCGACAAGACUUUGAGUAUCUGGACAGCAGAAAAUGAUUGGGCAAUCGAUAUGCGAAUCACAUAUAAGAAGCGCAUCUCUGAUCUCUUUGUGGACAUGAGUGAAUUGAAGCAGUUUGUCUCUCUCAACGAAACAGGUUUCAAGAAAAUUUUGAAAAAGUACGAUAAAAUUCUCAAGAGCAAUUUGAAAGAACGAUAUUUCGCUGAAGUGAUUAAUCUUCAAUACCCUUUUCUGCCGGAAACCCGCGCUCGACUUGAAGAAAACAUUCAAGAGUUGACCGAAUACUUCGCAAAGGUUGUCACAAAUGGCGAUAUUCAGCAAGCAACUGCUCAAUUAAAGACCUUGCUACGCGAGCAAGUUGUCUGGCAACGAAACACAGUCUGGCGAGAGAUGAUUGGUAUCGAACGUCGAGCACAAGGAGCGACAUUAGAACAAACGGUGAUGAAAGCGACCCAAGACGGUGAACAGGCAAAACCAACCCGAAUCCGUACACCUUUUGGUGCGAUUACAUUACCAGCCUGGUUGGGUAUCAGUACAGUGCAACUGCUGACUGCGUUCCUCUUGCUCGUGCUUUUGCUCAAAGCACCUGGGCUGCGCUUCUUUAGCCGUGUUGAAGAACAAAAUUGUUUGGCAAUGCUGAUAUUCUGUACGAUCUUAUGGGCAACAGAAGUGAUCCCGCUUUUCGUUACUUCACUCUUGGUGCCAUUGCUUGUUGUGGUCUUACAAGUUGCUCGAACGGAUGAUAUCGAAGACCGAAGAAUGAGUGCGAGUGAGACAACAAAAUGGAUCUUUUCACAAAUGUUCCAACCCAAUAUGGUUUUGCUCCUCGGUGGUUUCACCCUUGCAGCCGCUCUUUCAAAAUACAGCAUCGACAAGAUUCUUGCUCAAAAGGUAUUACGAUAUGCCGGUACAAGACCCUCAAUCGUAUUGUUGGCACAUAUGGGAGUUGCUUGUUUCGCUUCAAUGUGGAUCUCUAACGUGGCAGCUCCUGUAUUGAUGUAUUCGCUCAUUCAACCGAUCUUGAGAAAUUUACCUUCUCGUUCACCUUAUGCAUCUGCACUAAUCAUGGGUAUCGCUCUGGCGUCCAAUAUUGGUGGACAAACUUCACCGAUUGCCUCACCGCAAAACUUGAUCGCCCUUCAAUACAUGGACGAACCGCUCGGAUGGCUACAAUGGUUCGCCAUCACAAUACCCGUUAGCGGUAUCAGUUUGAUCGUGAUUUGGAUCUUAUUGAUGUGGUCUUAUGGCAGCGGAAGGGGAACGGUGAUUAAAAAGAUGCCCGAAAGGCAUGAUCGUUUUACUGGCAUUCAAUACUUCAUCUCUGCUGUCGCUUUGGGAACGAUUGCUCUGUGGUGUUUGGAACGCAAUUUCGAGUACAUCUUGGGAGAUAUGGGUGUGAUCGCAAUCGUGCCUAUGGUCUUGUUCUUCGGAACGGGUAUCUUGACAAAAGAAGACUUUAACAACUUCUUGUGGACGAUUGUGUUCUUAGCCAUGGGCGGUAUUGCAUUGGGCAAGGCUGUGACGUCGAGUGGAUUAUUGGCAAGUUUGGAUGAAUUGAUCCAGGAUCUGGUCAAGGGUAUGCCAAUCUGGCAAGUAUUGCUCAGUCUCUUAAGCAUCAGUCUAGUCGUUGCAACUUUCAUUUCUCAUACAAUCGCUGCUGUCUUGCUUGUUCCGAUUGCUGCACAAGUUGGAGACAGCCUGGCACAACCCCAUCCUCGUCUACUGAUCAUGGCCACCACUUUGACCGCAUCUGCUGCAAUGGGUCUACCCGUUUCUGGAUUCCCAAAUAUGGCUGCAUCAGCACAAGAAGAUGCAACAGGUAAACGGUAUAUCACUGUCAAAGAUUUCUUGCGGGUUGGUUUGUUAGCAAGUGUUUUGGCAACGUUGGUUGUCGGAUUGGUAGGAUUUGGUAUCAUGACACUUCUUAAACUUUGAGUACUUUUUUCAAUUUCCUCUAGAUCAAAUCAGUUCUUGCAAAUACUAUUCUACAUUUUGGGUGUAAACAGAAUCUUGAAUAAGAAGUGUAAGGACAAUCGUAAGUAGAGCAGAAGCAAUCGGAGUAGAAGUUCUGAAAGAUCCAUAAGAAUCAAGGAGAUCGAUAUAAGUGCCACAAAGAAAAUGAUUCCGACUGCUUUACAAAGCAAACUUACGCCUUCAGCUAAUUCUCCGUUUGCUUUAAGAGUAUAAGGUAUUUGAACAUCGGCCCAAGGUAUAUUAGAAAAAUUCCACCAAAAGAAGCUUUUUCAAACACCUAAUCUCCGACAUUUAUAUCCGCC